Molecule: messenger RNA, 826 nt
Organism: Paramecium sonneborni
Lineage: Eukaryota; Ciliophora; Oligohymenophorea; Peniculida; Parameciidae
Source: the annotation of a GenBank genome assembly
AUGAACUUAAAAGAACUUAAAGCCAUUCAUAAAUUGCAAAAAGCAGGUUUCUUAGAAAAACAUAAUUAAUUAAUUGAUUAAGGGUUAACAAAUCCAUGGAUUAACUAUCAUCACUUAAAAAAAUAUAAUGGUGAUAUUCAUAAAGUUAUUCUUUUUUAUAAUAAUAAAGAGGAUUAGAAGGAAGAAAAGAGAAAAAAUGCUUUAAAAACUAUUGAAAAUUUGGGAUGGCUUUAGAAACAUCAGAAACUAAUUGAAAAUGGGUUUACUGAAUCUUAAAAAAAUUUAAAAAUUUUAUUAAAAACAAAUGGAGAUGUUGAUAAUUCAAUUGAAAAACUUAGAAAAAAAUAGAAAUUAAAAUUUGAUAAACCAAUUCAAUUAAUAAUGUAAGAAUUAGGAUUCAUUAUUUAAUUUGAAAAACUUAAAGAAAUGGGAUACACAAAUGAAAAGAAAAUAGCUAAAUUGCUAUUUAAAUAUGAAGGAAAUUUGUAACCAAUUCUUGAUAAAUAUUUGAAGAUAAAUAAAAAAAAUAAAACUUGUUCAAUUAAAAAAUCUUUACAUAAGCAUAAACCUAAGAAAUCAUCUUAAGAAGAUUAAGAUUUUAAAGAAAAGAAGGCUGAACUAAAGGAAAAGUUUGCUAAUUUUAAUGGAAAGAAUAUUCAUGAUAAGAAAGUAUUGAAAUUCUUAUCUAUGUUUAAUGGUGAUAUAGAGUCAGCUAUUUAGUGGCUAAACCAAAUUAAACCAUAAGUAUAGACUUAAGGUUAAAUGGUGCUAGAAUCAGAAAUUCUUGCAUAAUAUUGAGUUUUAUAAACUCAAAAGAUAGGGAGGG